Messenger RNA from Boleophthalmus pectinirostris (great blue-spotted mudskipper), 1099 nucleotides. It is a transcript of the gene cbx3a, whose product is annotated as chromobox homolog 3a (HP1 gamma homolog, Drosophila). Gene Ontology annotation, cellular component: pericentric heterochromatin; nucleus. The record is from RefSeq and is a predicted model, not a curated record. The transcript has 6 exons. NCBI's taxonomy places the organism in Eukaryota, Metazoa, Chordata, Actinopteri, Gobiiformes, Gobiidae. The coding region runs from base 248 to 775 and encodes 175 amino acids. Gene Ontology annotation, biological process: chromatin organization; negative regulation of transcription by RNA polymerase II. Gene Ontology annotation, molecular function: chromatin binding.
GGAGCGGUCACGUGUUCUUCCUCCUCGGCUCCCGUAGCGCCCUGGUCAUUCGCGUUUGGCGCUCGUCCCGCUCCUCACCGACAGAACCCGGACCGACCGCGUGAGAUCUUUUGGCGAGCUGCUUGGAAGCUGCAGGUUGGAGACUCCUGAUUUAGAGAGAAAAGUGGGCUGGGCAGAAUAAGUUGAACACGAGAAGCCAAAAUAUAAUUGUCAUUUUCUUCCCAAGGGUCUAAAGAAACUAAAGUAAAUGGCCGCCAUGGGGAAAAAGCAGAACACAAAGUCCAAGAAAGACUCGAGCCCGUCAGAGGAGCCCGAGGAGUUCGUGGUGGAGAAGAUCCUGGACCAGCGCCUCGUCAACGGGAAGGUGGAGUUCUACCUGAAGUGGAAGGGCUUUACAGAUGCGGACAACACGUGGGAGCCCGAGGAGAACCUGGACUGUCCGGAGCUGAUCUCGGCGUUUCUGGAGGCGCAGAAGAACAUCAAGGAGAAACCGGCCGCCGUGAAGAGGAAGGCGUCCACAGAGGAGGCGGAGCCGGAGGCCAAGAAGCCGCAAAAUGAAAAACCUCGAGGCUUUGCCAGAAACCUGGAGCCUGAACGCAUCAUCGGGGCCACGGACAGCAGCGGCGAGCUCAUGUUCCUCAUGAAAUGGAAGGACUCAGAUGAGGCAGACCUGGUUCCUGCCAAAGAAGCAAACAAACGCUGCCCUCAGGUCGUCAUCUCCUUUUACGAAGAGCGUCUGACGUGGCACUCCUGCCCCGAGGACGAGGCGCAGUAGACUCCUGUUUUACCUCCUCCUUUAGCCUUUUAGUUCUGUCAGGGUGGGCACCUCGGGCACCUCGGGCAUCAGGGGACAAGCGGGACCCGGGAAGACCCCACUUCCCGGGUCUGUUUGGGUCCGGGUGGGUUCAGGGCGGGGUUGGGCGGGGCGGGUCUGAGGGGGGGGCCUUUGUAAAUAGUCUGCUUCUUUACCUGUCCGUUCACUAUAGCCGUGCCGUUUCAGUUUGUCUCAGAUUAGGGAACUUUUGUAAACUGUUUAUAUUUGUUGAAGAUUAAAGGCUUUUAUGUGAUUCGAUUUGUUUAAUAAACUUGAACAAAAUAU